AAAUGGAGUCUAGAAAAAUACUAAUUCUGUACGGUUCAGAGACUGGCUGUGCCCAGGAUACUGCCGAAAGAAUUGGUCGUCAGGCUCGACGUCGACACUUCAAAACUCGAGUAAUCGCUAUGGAUGAAUACGAGCGGGCCCAAUUAGUAGAAGAACAACUUGUCAUAUUUGUGUGCUCUACAACUGGACAAGGCGAUGAACCGACCAAUAUGAAGCGAUUUUGGAAGUUUCUUCUCCGUAAGAAUCUGCCACCAAACAUUCUCAGUCAGAUGGAGUAUACAGUUUUUGGAUUAGGUGAUUCCUCCUAUCAAAAGUUCAAUUAUCCAGCUAAAAAGUUGUACAAGCGCUUGUCACAGCUUGGUGCCGUCAGUAUACACCCUCGAGGGGAUGGUGACGAUCAGCAUUAUCUUGGUUUGGAUGGUGGACUCGAUCCAUGGCUUGACGAACUAUGGCCAAAAAUCAUGGCGAAAUACCCUUUACCUCCCGGAAUGCAAAUUAUACCUGCCGAUAAUACGCCUCCUCCUAGUUUCCAUUUAGAGUUUGUCAAAGAUGCUUUUUCAAAUGGCGUAUCAACGACCAAACAAUCCGAUCUACGCCAUGAAGGCGAAUUCGAAGUCAUUGUGCAAAAGAACGAGCGAAUUACGGCAGACGAUCACUUUCAGGAUGUCCGACACAUUGAACUCAAAAUUCAAAAUGACGAUAACGAGGCCUUGUAUGCACCUGGAGAUAUAGCUGUCAUACGACCAAAAAAUUUACCUAAUGAAGUUGAUGCUUUUCUUGAAUAUAUGAAUUGGUCAGACCUUGCAGAUGAGCAAAUUAUCGUCAGACCAACCUCUGAAGACCGUCGUGUUCCAUCGCACUGGCCACAUCUUAUGACGUUUAGAGAGUUAUUUGUGUCCUGCCUGGAUAUCUUUAGCGUUCCGCGCCGAUCGUUCUUCGAAAUGCUCGCGUUCUUUACUGAAGAUGAAAACCAGACUGAAAAGCUUCGAGAGUUUUCCUCACCAGAAGGACAGGAUGACAUGUAUGCAUAUUGCCAACGCCCUAGACGGACGGUAGCCGAGGUCCUGUUUGACUUCCAAUCUGCGAAGAUUAAACUAGACUAUAUCUUGGAUUUAUUUCCUAUGAUGCAACCAAGAUCAUUUUCAAUAGCAUCUGAUCCAAAGACUCAUCCAGGUGAAAUUCAUUUAUGCAUUGCUAUUGUAAAGUAUAAGACGAAGUUGAAGAAAAUACGCCGGGGAGUGUGCUCCAAAUGGAUAUCUCAACUGCAGGAAGGCGAUUCCAUUCCAUCAGUACAUAUCACCAGAGGUACAAUGCAGCUACCAAAGGAUCCAAAUGUUCCAUUGAUUAUGAUUGGCCCAGGCACCGGUAUUGCACCUAUGAGAUCGUUCUUGGAAGAUCGCAUAUAUCACAACUCUACAGAAAACACUCUGUUCGUAGGUUGCAGAUAUGAGCAUAAAGACUAUUACUACAGAGAGCAAUGGGAAGGUUAUGUGAACAAGCAUCAACUCGAACUGCAUACGGCAUUUUCUCGGGAUCAAGAUUCCAAGAUCUAUGUUCAAGACCUCAUUCGCCAGCAAGCACCUGCGCUUUGGCGCUUGAUCGACGAAAAGAAAUCGAAAGUUCUUCUUUCAGGUUCAUCGAACAAAAUGCCAGAACAAGUUGCGUUUGCCUUCAAGGAGCUUUUCAUGGAACAAGGCGGUUUGGAUGCAGAGCAAGCUGAGUUAUACUUUUCACGAAUGGAAAAAUCCGGCCAAUUCCAACAAGAAUGCUGGGCUUGAUGCCAAAGCAUUGCCAUAGAACGUUUGGUUAUUUAGAUUUUCAAUAAAUUAGAACAUUUCGUGUAUUGUAAACCCAAUACUUUUCGCAAAAGUCUGCGUGAUGCGCUUUACCAAAGAAAUACAAUACAUUCUAGCUACAAUACAAUGUGGGGAAGGGAAUAGAUGCCACUCUUCAUCUUGGGGGUUUCAGCCAGUUGAUG
This is a messenger RNA of Umbelopsis ramanniana AG, 1978 nucleotides long. RefSeq lists its product as uncharacterized. Gene Ontology annotation, molecular function: FMN binding; flavin adenine dinucleotide binding; NADPH-hemoprotein reductase activity. Gene Ontology annotation, cellular component: cytosol. The record is from RefSeq and is a predicted model, not a curated record. The transcript is spliced from 9 exons. Lineage: Eukaryota; Fungi; Mucoromycota; Umbelopsidomycetes; Umbelopsidales; Umbelopsidaceae. The annotation marks the transcript as partial.